GGCUCUCCCGGGAGCGGGAGAGGGCCCUGGAUUACUACGGGCUGUAUGACGAGCGCGGCCGCCCUUACAGUUACCCCAUCGUGGCCGAGGAAGACCUGAUGCCGGAGGAUGAUCAGAGAGCGACCCGCAACCUCUUCAUUGGCAACCUGGACCACAACGUCUCGGAGGUGGAGCUGCGACGUGCCUUUGAGAAGUACGGCAUCAUCGAAGAAGUGGUGAUCAAGCGCCCUGCCCGGGGCCAAGGCGGGGCUUACGCUUUCCUCAAGUUCCAAAACUUGGACAUGGCGCAUCGGGCCAAGGUUGCCAUGUCGGGCCGCGUUGUCGGCAGGAACCCUAUCAAAAUUGGCUACGGGAAAGCCAACCCUACUACCAGGCUGUGGGUGGGUGGUCUUGGUCCAAGUACUUCCUUGGCUGCUCUGGCGAGGGAGUUCGACCGCUUCGGCAGCAUCAGGACUAUUGACUACGUGAAGGGAGACAGCUUCGCCUAUAUCCAGUACGAAAGCUUGGAUGCUGCCCAGGCUGCCUGCGCGCAGAUGAGGGGCUUUCCUUUGGGCGGACCGGAGAGGAGACUCCGAGUGGAUUUUGCCAAAGCAGAAGAGACGAGAUACCCGCAGCAGUACCAGCCUGCACCGCUCCCCGUGCACUACGAACUGCUGGCUGAUGGGUACAGCAGACACAGAAGCCUAGAGCAAGACUUGAGGGUGCGAGAUAGGACUCCUCCACAUCUCCUGUACUCGGACAGAGACAGGAGCUUUGCAGAGGCAGACUGGGCCAGCCCUGCCAAAAACGCUGAACGCAGAAACAACUUGGAAAGCUACAGCCGAUCGGUGCGUAGCCGGAGCGGAGAGCGCUGGGGCAGCGACAGCGAUCGCAGCGUGCCCAAACCGUGGGAAGAGAGGCGGAAACGCCGGAGUCUUUCCAGUGACCGCGGGAGGACUACUCACUCGCCUUACGAGGACAGAAGCAGGACAAAGGCCAGUGGGCCGGCUUUAGACCGCAGCCCAGACAGGGCUCGCAAAGAGAAUCACACUACAGAAUCCGGAGCCGAGAAAGAGCAGAGUAACUCCCUUCAGAACAAUCGUCACGCGACUGAGGAGAAACCCCAUCGUGAGGCAUCCGAUGCUCCCCAGCCUAAAAAAAGGGACAGCGAACGCAAUCAUCGAACUGGUGAGUCGGAAUCAAAAACUCACGAGGAGCCAAAAUCUGAGACCAAAAAGCUAAAGAAUUUAUCAGAAUAUGCUCAGACACUGCAACUUGCUUGGAACGGCCUUCUUGUGCUAAAAAACAGCUGCUUCCCCACCUCUAUGCACAUCCUGGAGGGAGACCUCGGUGUCAUCAACGGGCUCCUUAAAGACCAUUCAUCCGGCGGGAAGUUAACGCAGCUCAAAAUUGCUCAGAGACUUCGGCUCGACCAGCCCAAGCUGGAUGAAGUAACUCGCCGUAUCAAACAAGGCAGCCCCAACGGCUACGCUGUGCUCCUGGCGACCCAAUCCACCCCGGCAGGGGCAGGGGCUGAGGGGACCUUCCCUGUUGUAGAGCCCGGCUUGCAGCGACGGCUUCUCAGGAAUCUGGUCUCCUACUUGAAACAGAAGCAGGCUGCUGGGGUUAUCAGCCUGCCCGUGGGAGGGGCGAAGGGCAGAGACAGCACAGGCAUGCUUUACGCGUUCCCUCCUUGUGAAUUCUCUCAGCAGUACCUCCAGUCAGCACUAAGGACAUUGGGAAAGUUAGAAGAAGAACAUAUGGUGAUAGUUAUAGUCAAAGACACUGCCUAGCCCACACUGUCUUUUCAAAUUCCAUGUUUUCUUUGUGUGUCACACAACCCAGUUGUUUUUAAGGCCGAUCAUUUUGGUGGAGGCUCAAAACACCUCGACCAAAGUGGUAAGAUUUUUAGUUUCUAAUUAAUUUUAAUACCAUUUAAAUAGAGCCCAUUUUAUUCGUUUUUAAUAUGUGACACUGUCCGCUGUUGUUCUGUAUUUUUAUUUUUUAACUGUAUGAAAAGUUGUCAGUAAAGCCUUGUUCACUGAUGGAUUUCUAAA
Messenger RNA from Pygoscelis adeliae (Adelie penguin), 2036 nucleotides. It is a transcript of the gene RBM15B, whose product is annotated as RNA binding motif protein 15B. The transcript has a single exon. The record is from RefSeq and is a predicted model, not a curated record. NCBI's taxonomy places the organism in Eukaryota, Metazoa, Chordata, Aves, Sphenisciformes, Spheniscidae. The coding region runs from base 99 to 1772 and encodes 557 amino acids. Gene Ontology annotation, cellular component: nucleus. Gene Ontology annotation, molecular function: mRNA binding. Gene Ontology annotation, biological process: regulation of alternative mRNA splicing, via spliceosome.